GCAAACGCCGCCGGCGUCGAGUGCGUUGUAUCUUUCCCCUGCGUCGAGACGGGUUGUCUGUGCCAAGUUCUACCCCGCCCGCCACAGGCUUCUACUUGGAGGUUGUGAGCUUGUGAUACAGACCACUAUUCUACUAGUGGACGAGAACGCCUAUCUUUCAUUCCAUAACAAAACAGCAGAAGCGCACCCGGUCCUACUGUUAGAUUGUACAUCAAGGGCGUUUGAUAGCGGAGAAAGCCGCAGAAGCACUACAUCCUCCUACACAGGCCACAGAACGUAUGCCAUAGCCUGGGCAAGGGUUUGCCGAAAAGCCUAGUUAUCAGCACUUUUGGCCUCUCGGCCUUGCUCCUCUUGCUAUUUUAAGAAGCCCCAAUCCUGCACUCAACGCAAAUUCCCAAAGGUCUCCGCAAAUAUUCUAGAAGACCCAUACCCCACAAGUAUGAAUCCCGAGCGAGAGAUUUCAAUUUCCAGAGCACCAGAGCCAACGUCCGAUAGAGGAGACAGCUCCCCAGACAUAUUCAGCUUUCAACAAGAAGAGUCCCCGCCAUUACAUGCCGUUCCUCUUGCACUAAGAUGGAACGAGUCUAAGACUUCGAUAUGGAGAUUGACUGCCACAUUUUGGUGUGCAUUUGUGAUGGGAUCCAAUGAUGCUACAUAUGGAGCAAUAAUACCCUAUCUAGAACAGUACUAUCAGAAAACCUAUACGACCAUCUCCUUCGUGUUCCUUUCACCGUUUGUGGGCUAUGCCUUGUCUGCAAUCAUAAACAAUCCAAUUCAUCAAUCCCUCGGCCGGCGAGGCAUUGCGAUAAUCGCACCGAGUUGUCAUUCGAUUGCCUUUGUGAUCAUAUCAACUCACCCGCCCUUUCCAGCUUUAGUGAUAGCGUAUAUUUUUGUUGGCAUCGGCAGCGGACUUCACAAUGCAGCGUGGAAUGUCUGGAUUGGAAAUAUGGCGAACUCACAUGAAGUUUUGGGUUUCUUUCAUGGCUUUUAUGGUGUCGGAGCCACGACUAGUCCUCUUCUUGCGACAACCUGGAUCACGAAAGCCGGGUGGCAAUGGUACUCUUAUUAUUAUCUGCUGACCGGGGAAGCUAUUAUAUCGCUGGUGUAUGCGACCAGUGCGUUCUGGAAUGAGACGGAGGCAAGAUAUCGGUUAGAAAAUGCCAGCUUUCCCGGGAGAGGAAGGGGGGCUUUCUCCCAGAUCCACUUCGCACUCAAAUACAAGGUGACUUGGAUAUGUGCUGCCUUUCUGUUCCUCUACGGAGGUAUUGAGGUCGCAAUCGGUGGCUGGAUUGUCGUCUUCAUGACAACUGUCCGCCACGGCGGCGCAUUCGAAUCUGGAUUAGCAGAGACAGGUUUCUGGCUCGGUAUCACAGUCGGCAGAUUUGUGCUAGGAUUUGUCUCACCGCGAAUUGGAGAGAGGCUAUCCAUUGCUAUCUACAUCCUUUUUGCCAUUGCGCUUGAAAUUGUUUUUUGGCUCGUACCCGAAUUUAUUGUUUCUGCUCUCGCUGUUUCACUUGUCGGGUUCUUCAUGGGGACCAUUUUCCCCGGCGCUGUGAUUGUGACCACGCGCCUGCUGCCCAGAAACCUUCACGUUGCUGCUAUCGGGUUUGCAGCUGCGAUUUCCAUGGGAGGCGGUGCUGUGUUUCCGUUCAUCAUUGGCAUUACCGCUCAGACUAAAGGAGUUACAGUGUUGCAGCCUAUCUUGCUUGCGAUGCUGGCUGUUUCCUUAGGAAUCUGGUCCACAUUGUUCAGGCUUCCGCGGCUAGAAACGUCGCACUGACUGCGGCGACCGCAUUCACACAGUCGUCAAUAAUUCUUGCUGGCGCAAGGCAAUGAGCGGAACCACUGGCAACACCUUACCAGCGGUAGAAUGCCCGUGCGGACAGGGUCAAGGACUAAGGAAAUCAGACUUAAAAUUGCAGGAGACAGUUUACCUCAAAAGGUGACAUAAUUAACGAGCUGAGAAAUCAAGGGAGCGAGACAACAACAAGAUGAUUAUCACUGUAUGUUACAUAUUAUCAACUACUCAUAAUC
Messenger RNA from Aspergillus uvarum CBS 121591, 2034 nucleotides. RefSeq names its product MFS transporter. The transcript is spliced from 3 exons. The coding region runs from base 440 to 1780 and encodes 446 amino acids. Lineage: Eukaryota; Fungi; Ascomycota; Eurotiomycetes; Eurotiales; Aspergillaceae. The record is from RefSeq and is a predicted model, not a curated record. Gene Ontology annotation, molecular function: transmembrane transporter activity. Gene Ontology annotation, cellular component: membrane. Gene Ontology annotation, biological process: transmembrane transport.